This is a messenger RNA of Periophthalmus magnuspinnatus, 1624 nucleotides long. It is a transcript of the gene gnsb, whose product is annotated as glucosamine (N-acetyl)-6-sulfatase (Sanfilippo disease IIID), b. NCBI's taxonomy places the organism in Eukaryota, Metazoa, Chordata, Actinopteri, Gobiiformes, Gobiidae. The record is from RefSeq and is a predicted model, not a curated record. The transcript has 13 exons. Gene Ontology annotation, biological process: glycosaminoglycan metabolic process. Bases 83 to 1624 code for a protein of 513 amino acids. Gene Ontology annotation, molecular function: glycosaminoglycan binding; N-acetylglucosamine-6-sulfatase activity.
UCAGGGCUGUUGUUGAAAAGAAACGAAAGCUAUCUGAGCCCCAGCAGACCUGUCUGGAAACUGGGCACUGGCGUGGAGCCUAAUGGCAGCGACAGGGGCUCCGCUGAGGGGAAGGCACCAUGUUGUCUCUUUGGCCCUGGUCACGUCGCUGCUCACCUGCUGCGUCAGGUGCGACAAACUCAGUAACGUCGUACUGAUCCUAGCCGAUGAUCAGGAUGUCACGCUGGGUGGAAUGAACCCUAUGCUCCAAACAAAAGCUCUGAUUGGAGAAGCUGGAGCAACAUUUGUCAAUUCUUUUACAGUGACACCACUCUGCUGUCCCAGUCGUAGCAGUAUUUUGACAGGGCAGUACCCUCACAACCAUGCAGUGAGGAAUAAUUCUCUGUCUGGAAAUUGCUCAAGUGAACUCUGGCAGAAAGGCCCAGAGUCUGUGGCCUUCCCCAUCUACCUCAACAAACAGAAGUAUCAGACCUUCUUCGCUGGAAAGUAUCUUAACCAGUAUGGAAAAAAAGUGGGAGAUGUUGCCCAUGUUCCUCCCGGUUGGGACCAGUGGCAUGCCUUGGUUGGAAACUCCCAGUACUACAACUACACUCUGUCUGUCAACGGUAAAGAAGAAGUGCAUGGUGACAGCUAUGAGAAAGACUACCUCACUGAUCUCAUUACAAACCGAUCAUUGACCUUUCUGGACAAUAGGAGUCCUCAGCACCCAUUUUUCUUGAUGCUAUCUCCCCCUGCACCACAUUCGCCCUGGACAGCAGCUCCACAACACCAGAAUAAGUUUGUCGAUAUAAAAGCACCUCGAGAUGGCAGUUUUGACAAACUAGGAAAAGACAAGCAUUGGCUUCUACGUCAGGCCAGCAACCCAAUGUCAAAUAGCUCACUCAACUAUUUGGACAAUGCGUAUAGGAAGAGGUGGCAGACAUUAUUAUCUGUGGAUGACAUGGUGGCUGCACUAGUAAAAAAACUCACAGAUAUACAAGAGCUGAAUAACACAUACAUUUUCUACACAUCGGACAAUGGUUACCACACAGGUCAGUUCUCGCUGCCAAUCGACAAAAGACAGCUGUAUGAGUUUGACAUUAGGAUUCCACUCCUAGUUCGGGGUCCUGGUAUCAAGCCAAACAUUACAGUGAAGGCUCCUGUUUUGAACAUUGAUCUUGCACCCACUAUACUGGACAUCUCAGGAGUGAACCUGUCAGCUGUCAAUGUGGAUGGUCAAUCAUUCCUCUCCCAAAUGGCCCCAUCACUGCGUAAUGGGACAGCUCGGCCAUUUUUCCUUGUGGAAUAUACAGGAGAGGGAUCUCCAACUUCAGAUCCAAGUUGUCCCAAACUGGGACCUGGACUGUCACAAUGUUUUCCCGACUGUGUAUGUGAAGAUGCCUACAACAAUACCUAUGCAUGUGUACGGACCCUCAGUUCAGACCAAGAUCUCCAAUACUGCGAGUUUGCAGACAGCGAGUCAUUUGUAGAGGUCUACAACCUAACGUCAGACCCCAACCAGCUCGAAAAUAUUUUCAAGAAAAUGGACCCAACUGUUCUCCAAACCAUGAAUCAGCGACUGAUUAAGCUUCAGUCAUGCGUAAGCAGUGGCUGCAGAGACUAUGAAAACAUGAAAUUUAUAUGA